This is a messenger RNA of Dendronephthya gigantea, 789 nucleotides long. RefSeq lists its product as uncharacterized. The record is from RefSeq and is a predicted model, not a curated record. Bases 1 to 789 code for a protein of 262 amino acids. Gene Ontology annotation, biological process: DNA integration. Gene Ontology annotation, molecular function: nucleic acid binding. Lineage: Eukaryota; Metazoa; Cnidaria; Anthozoa; Malacalcyonacea; Nephtheidae. The transcript has a single exon.
AUGAUAGUGGAAUUAACGAAGCAGAUCUUUAGCGAGCAUGGUAUCCCAGCGAUUGUCAGAUCUGAUAAUGGACCACAUUUCCAAGGUCAUUACAAAACAUUUGCGGAAGAUUUCGGUUUUGAACAUAUCACAAGUUCUCCGCAUUAUCCGCGUAGUAAUGGAUUUAUUGAGAGCCAAGUGAAGAUUGUAAAGAAAAUUUUUCAGAAGGCAAGAAAGUCGAAGGUAGAUCCACAUAUGGCCCUAUUAUGCCUUCGUUCUACUCCAAUAGAUAGUCAACUUUCGUCUCCAGCCGAGCUAUUGUUUGGACGGCAAAUACAGGACAAUCUUCCUAGGAGAGACCUAGAACAAGCCAAGAUAAGUCCGUUCCGAGAUGUGUUUUCAAGACUACAGGAGAGACAGACAAAGCAGAAGUAUUAUUACGAUCGGUCAACGAAAAGUCUACCAAGCCUAUGUCAAAGGCAAAACGUGAUGGUUCAAAACCCGAGAAGUCUUGAAUGGGAACCAGCCGAAAUAGAAAGCGAGAUCGAAAAGGCUCCACGAUCCUAUAAUGUAUCGAUUCCCGAUGGAAGAGAAUUACGACGAAAUCGAUCGCAGAUUCGGGAACGUAGCUGUAAGAGAGUUCGUAUUAAUCCAAGUCCGGAGUCGCCAAAAGAGAUCAAACCACAAUCAACUCAAGAGAUCGAUAGUCCGGCUGCUGUACAGAGAUCGGAACUAGCCAAGAGUGCAAAUGAUCACUACACGACUAGGAGUGGAAGGAUCGUGAAGCCUCCGCAAAGAUUGAACCUUUAA